CGUAUAUCGAGUCCCAAAUUCUGUCCACCAGAAAGUUCAGAAUUAUCUUUCAAAGGCUAAUUUUGCCAGAGUAAGAAGAAAUCAUGGCGGACCAUGAAAUCACCGAAUACGAGCGCAAAAGAUUGGAAAACAUUAAACGGAAUGAUGAAAUGCUUGCCGCCCUCAAGAUUCAAUCCAGAAUCAACGAUCUCUCCACCGUCAAUAAGCGUCAAAGAACCGAAAGUAAAUCAUACAAAAAGAGUCCAACAAAGAAUUUGAAGCCUGAAACUCCGGUGGUCCUACGUCGGUCUCUCAGGACCCGUGGGGUGCCACCAGAUGCAAUCUCUGCCUGUGGGCUCAAAGAUGAUUACGAUGAAACUCGAGUUAGUAAAAUCUUGAAAUUGAAUUUCUCUCCUGUAAAGAAAGUAUCCCCUCGAGCACCAGGGCCCCUUGCGAUGAGAGAUGCAUACACUAGUGAUGAUGCCUUGGAUCAGAAGCUUAUCCAAACUAUUUCAGGAUUUUCUAAGAAAUUUCAGUUGAGUGAGAAUAACAAGUUUCCUUGUGAUUUAGUUAAGGGUGUGGAGAAAAACGAGGAUUUUGAGGCACCAAAAGUGAGAAAAAUGGCGAGUGGUUCAGUGAAAGUGGAGGCACUGAAGUUGGAGCCCAAGAAUAUAGCUCGGGUGGUUCCAGGGAGAAUUAUGGAUGUGCGGUUUUUUCCUACUGCUGAUGUAACAAUGGUUGCUGUGGGGAACAAAUUUGGAAAUAUCGGGUUCUGGAAUGUAGACAUAGAAAAUGAUGAUGGUAAUGGGAUUUAUAUGUAUUGCCCCCAUUCAGGACCAAUUUCUGGGAUUGUCAUCGAUCCAUUUGCCAUGUCUAAGAUGUUCAGUUCUUGCUACGAUGGGUUUAUCAGGUUGAUGGAUGUGGAGAAAGAGGUGUUUGAUUUGAUAUACUCCAGUGAGCAUUCAGUAUACUCUAUAUCUCAAAGUCCGCAUGAUACAAAAUCCUUAUAUUUUAGUGAGGGGUAUGGAGGAAUCAAUAUGUGGGAUUUGAAAGCAGGAAAAUCUUUGUCAUCGUGGAAUUUGCACGAUAAUAGGAUCAAUACAAUAGACUUCAAUUCAGAAAACAGUAAUAUCUUGGCUACAAGUUCCACAGAUGGAACUGCUUGCAUCUGGGAUUUGAGACACAUGAAUGCAGAUAAGCCGAAGUCCUUGAGCACUGUUUGCCAUAAAAGAGCUGUGCAUUCUGCUUAUUUUUCACCUUCGGGAAGAUUUCUGGCGACAACAAGUGUCGACGACAGAAUUGCUUUAUCAACUGGGGAAAAUUAUGAGGACACAUCUAUGGUAUACCAUGAUAACCAGACAGGCAGGUGGAUUUCCACUUUCAGAGGUAAAUGGGGUUGGGACGAUUCAUAUGUCUUCAUCGGUAAUAUGAAAAGAGGAGUUGAUAUUAUAUCUGUGGCUGGAAAGAAAAUUGUGUCUACUUUACGAAGUGAGCUCAUAUCAGCUAUUCCAUGCCGGUUUGAUGCACAUCCAUGCAAGGUUGGAAUGCUUGCAGGGGCUACAAGUGGAGGUCAGGUUUAUAUUUGGAGUUUAUGAUGAGAGAGAGAGAGAGUGGUAUGAAAGCAUAUUAGCGUUUUAUCUUUUGUAUCAAUGUGUUGCAGUGUACAUUAUGAAACUUUAAAAGGAUCUAUCUUACUGAGCUGUUUCCUGUUACUUUCUUUGUAGGCAGGCAGGCAUUUUGCAUUGGAUGGUUUAUUUAGUUUAUUAUGAUUACCCAAAAGUUGGUUUUUUUCUUUCAA
Molecule: messenger RNA, 1777 nt
Organism: Olea europaea var. sylvestris
Lineage: Eukaryota; Viridiplantae; Streptophyta; Magnoliopsida; Lamiales; Oleaceae
Product: WD repeat-containing protein 76
Exons: 5
Coding region: 84-1574 (496 amino acids)
Biological process (GO): regulation of DNA damage checkpoint
Cellular component (GO): nucleus
Molecular function (GO): DNA binding; protein binding
Source: RefSeq, a predicted model, not a curated record